Messenger RNA from Scheffersomyces coipomensis, 1514 nucleotides. RefSeq names its product GTP cyclohydrolase I. The transcript has a single exon. Gene Ontology annotation, molecular function: zinc ion binding; GTP cyclohydrolase I activity; GTP binding. Gene Ontology annotation, biological process: tetrahydrofolate biosynthetic process; tetrahydrobiopterin biosynthetic process. NCBI's taxonomy places the organism in Eukaryota, Fungi, Ascomycota, Pichiomycetes, Serinales, Debaryomycetaceae. Bases 382 to 1194 code for a protein of 270 amino acids. Gene Ontology annotation, cellular component: cytoplasm. The record is from RefSeq and is a predicted model, not a curated record.
GAUGAUUUGAUUAAAUCAUCGCUGAUAUAGUCAUUCAUGGUUAGAAUCUUUUUUUCCAUUUGAUUAGUUAUAUUAACACUCAAAUAAACAUGUAAUUAGAGUUAUGCUUAAAAGAUGGAGAUGGAUGGCUGCUAAAAUCUGUUUAUACAAGUGAGGAAAUUGCAGUUUGUUUGUUUGUUUGUAUGUCGCACGACUUUUGAAGUCAAAAAACGUUGUUAUGUCUCUUUAGACAUUUUUCAUCUUUAUUUUUUUCAGAAGAGUCAAUCAAAGAAAAAAUAUACUAUACGAGCGAGAUUAUUAAAUAUUUUUCAUUCAUUGACUAAUUGAUUUUAUUUCAUUUAUUAGAGGGUCAUUCUUACAGGAUAGAGAUAGACUACAAGUAUGGCCGGAUCAUCUAAAGAGCAUACUGGUUCCAAUGGUGAACAUCAUAACCAUGAAUUUAAUGGCACUUUUUCCCCAGUACCAAUUAAAAAGUCUAAAUUGGCUACUUCAAGAGAUUUAACUAUUGGAACUCCAUUACAAACCAGAGCUGCUUCUCCUUAUACUUUGAAGCCUCCUAUAGAUAGUGAUGGAUUAUCAUGGCCUUCAAUGGGAGCUAGAGCAAGAAUCGAUCAAACUCCUGAAGAAGCUGCUGCUCGUGAACUUCGAAUUGCAAAUGCUGUGAAAACUAUCUUACAAGAAUUAGGUGAAGAUACCGAUAGAGAAGGACUCUUGGAAACUCCGGAACGUUAUGCUCGUGCUAUGUUGUUCUUCACCAAAGGUUAUGAAGAUAAUAUCAGAGAUGUAAUUAAAAAAGCUGUUUUUGAAGAAGAUCAUGAUGAAAUGGUUAUUGUCAGAGAUAUUGAAGUUUAUUCAUUAUGUGAACAUCAUUUAGUUCCAUUCUUUGGUAAAGCUCAUAUUGCUUAUAUUCCAAACAAAAGAGUAUUAGGAUUAAGUAAAUUAGCCAGAUUAGCUGAAAUGUAUUCGAGAAGAUUCCAAGUUCAAGAAAGAUUAACUAAACAAAUUGCCAUGGCUCUUCUUGAGAUUUUAAGACCAAGAGGUGUUGCCGUUGUGAUUGAAGCAACUCAUAUGUGUAUGGUUAGUAGAGGAGUUCAAAAAACUGGUUCCUCAACCACUACUAGUUGUAUGCUUGGUUGUUUCCGUGAUCAACAAAAGACCAGAGAAGAAUUCUUGACCUUAUUAGGAAGAAAAUAAGUAAGUUCCCAUUUUUUUGUCAAUUUUAUGUAUACCGAAAGAAUAAUUCAACCUUUUCUUUCACAUACAACCAUAAUCCCUCCCAACUACCCCUAAUUGCAUAUUGUUUAAAGUAUUUCAGUUCGUUCUAACCAGACGGUGGUUAUUUUAAAUUCCUUUACCAUCCCAAUGUUUUAUAUUCAAUUUUUCAUUUUACCUUUUUAUUUUUUUUAUUAAAACACUUCCUUUAAUCGUUAAUUAGUGGAUUUUACGACGUUAUGAUAUUCAACACCUCAUACUUUUAAUUUAGUUUCCUAUAAAGUCAUAUAGUAUAGCAUAUG